Saprolegnia parasitica CBS 223.65 is the source of this 1284-nucleotide messenger RNA. RefSeq lists its product as hypothetical. The transcript has 2 exons. The record is from RefSeq and is a predicted model, not a curated record. Bases 1 to 1284 code for a protein of 427 amino acids. Lineage: Eukaryota; Oomycota; Saprolegniomycetes; Saprolegniales; Saprolegniaceae.
AUGGGCUCGUCUUUUCAAGCGCUUUUGGAACCGUGCGUGGGUGCCAUUGCCGUCUCCCGGAGCGCGGUCCAGCGGCUCAACAUGUACACGUGGAGCGUCACCUUCCUCGAGACGCAGGGCGACGUGCCGCUCCUCCAGGCCGUCGGCGUCACUUCGCCAACGCUCUCUGUCUCCGUCUCGACGCUGUUUUCUGGCACUGACAACACAUUCUAUGCGUACCAAGAGCCGUUGGCGCCUGCGUUUAACCUGCUCUUGCCGUGCUACGUGAUGGUCUUUGAUGCCCUGGCCGCGAUGACCUUCGAGUCCUACUUGGAUGCGCUCGCGAACGCUGUGUGGAGCCAACAAGUGACUUCCGGUGACAAGGAAAUCUCGCUAGUGCUGCCGCCCGGCGUCCGUGGUCAGUACAUCCGCGUGCAGCGCACGGACAACCUUGUCUUGUCACUGGCCGAGGUCGAAGUGUACGCCGAGUACCAACGGUCGUUCUCCCAGUACAACCAAGGCAGUCCUAUUCGAGGCGCUUCGUUUGCUAGUCCAAGUGUGCAGGCCUGGGCGCCCGAAGUAUCCUUUGCGUAUGCCUUUGGCGGCACCUCGAGCGUUGGCGCGUGGACGCUUCUUCUCCACGACCACUCCCAAACCUCGGCCGUCGACGUCGGCGGCAUCUCGGAUUGGCAACUUACCAUCACCAACAGCGCCGGCACCUCGGUGACCUACUACAUGGACGUCAUGGCGCGGCUCUUGACACUCCCCAAGUACGGACAAGUGCUGCUGGACAUUUCGCAGACCGAGGCGGAUUACCUUGACACCGACGGCAACAACUACCUCGAUACGACCGAGGCAACGACGUACUUGACGAAUUACUGGCCGCAGUAUGCACUCUUCGAUGCGUUCCAGCGCUACCGCGUCCUCGCAGAGCUCCUCGAGACGUACGCGUCGACGGGCCGCGUGCCCGUGUGGGGCGAACUGGGCCAGCAGCGAGUGCGCCCGCGGAUUUGCGCCACCUGCGUCGUGCCACCGACGCACUUGGAGCUCUACUCGGCAGCGUCCCGCGCAACGGCCAACACGUUUGUGUUCAAAGGCCGGCACAUCCAGUACGCGCCGCAGAGCGCUGCGUUCGUGGGCCUCGAUGCGCUCUCGUUUAGCAUCUCGCUCGACAAUCAGGAGAGCGCUGACCCCGGGCUCGUGCGCAUCGAAACAAUGCCGUGUCGGGAGGCGACGUGCGCCAUGGACGUCCACGACGCGACAAGCCCGUACCAGGCGCUGGCGAGUACGCUCGUCAACUACUAA